Molecule: messenger RNA, 1488 nt
Organism: Ornithodoros turicata
Lineage: Eukaryota; Metazoa; Arthropoda; Arachnida; Ixodida; Argasidae
Product: parathyroid hormone/parathyroid hormone-related peptide receptor-like
Exons: 15
Coding region: 1-1392 (463 amino acids)
Biological process (GO): adenylate cyclase-modulating G protein-coupled receptor signaling pathway; cell surface receptor signaling pathway
Cellular component (GO): plasma membrane
Molecular function (GO): G protein-coupled peptide receptor activity; peptide hormone binding
Source: RefSeq, a predicted model, not a curated record
AUGCUGUGGCCGACACUGAUAGAUGAUCUCGACUGCGAUGCUGGCAACACUAAACGAGGCGAUGAUGAGAUGCACCGAAAGUGGGGUUGCAUAUCAUCCCCCUGGUGGCUUCGAGAGCAAUCAGAAUUCAGCCACGCGAGAAGCCAACAGUUCUGCAAAUCAGAGCUGCUUUGUCCUCCGAUAUGGGAUGGUAUUCUCUGCUGGGAUUCAAUUCCAGCUAACACUACAUGGGAGGUUCCCUGUCCAGCCUAUCCGUACGGCUUCGAUACUUCACGAACGGCGAGUAAAUAUUGCACGGAAAAUGGGUCAUGGUACAUGAAUCCCGACCAUGGGCAAACCUGGACCAAUUACUCUCAGUGCAUGAUGGGAAGGAUGCCCGAUAUUCACUUCUUGAACAUCGCCUUCUUCGAGCCACAUCUUAAAGCCAUCAAACUGAUGUCCAAAGUGGGAUACACGAUGUCGCUCAUCAGCCUAGUCAUCGCAUUUCUCAUACUAGCAUCCAUCAAAAGGCUUCGGUGUCCCCGCAACAGCCUACACAUGCACCUGUUUCUCUCCUUCAUCUUUCGGGCCCUGGCUGUCCUGGUAAAGGACGCCAUCUUCGUUGAAGGCAUAGGACUAAGUACCAACCUUGACUUCAGUCAAAAUAACGUGGACUGCAAGCUCUUCACCAGUAUCUGGCACUACGUACUGAUGGCCAAUUACUGCUGGAUUCUCAUGGAGGGACUCUACCUUCACAACCUUAUCUUCCUGUCAUUCUUCACGGAUCACUCUGGGAUAACAAAGUACGUCAUUCUCGGAUGGGGUUUACCUGUCCUGUUCGUGAUACCGUGGAUAGUUGUCCGUGCAACUUUGGAAGAUACACUUUGCUGGACAACCAACGAAACAACCCUCUACUUUUGGAUAAUACGGGGACCUAUUACAAUAUCUAUUCUGGUGAACUUCGUCAUGUUCGUCAACAUCACAAGAGUGCUGCUGGCAAAGCUGUUUACACCGCACACGUGUGAAGCGUGGCGAUAUCGUUACAGGAAGUGGUUCAAGUCAACAUUGGUCCUGGUUCCUCUCUUCGGAGCCCAUUACGCCUUCCUGUUGGGCAUGUCGUUGGCCGCAGCGGGAGACCUCUUGGAACUGGUGUGGCUCUACAUAGACCAGCUUUUCUCUUCGUUUCAGGGGUUCCUGGUGGCGACGUUGUACUGCUUCCUCAACGCGGAGGUGGGAGCGGAAGUUCGGAAGACCCUUUCUACGACAGGGUUCUCCCUGCGCCGUGUGCGACCAAUGCCCGGCAACGAAACCAGGCAGCUUUCACUCAUCACGCAAUCCUUCACACUCGUCAGCAGGAUAUCACCAACGGAAAAUAGGGAGCCUACGAAACAGUCUCCGGGGAGAUACCUGUAGCCACAAGCCGUGUGCAUACAUGAACGCACCAUACUCACCUAUACGACCACCAUCAUCCAGGAAAGGGCCUUCACUACGAAGGAGUUGGUCCUCUUC